AUUAAUGUGUUCCAUGUAUUAUAAGGUCCUGUUCUUACAAUUUAAUGUUACAUUAUAAAUAAGGAGGUCCUUUUUUCACCUCCUUGGGUGGAACAUUGGACCAUUCUACAUACGUCACGGCCUGCGCGGGGUCUGCUCGGUGAUUUGAAGUCUUGUUCGACCGUCAAAGUCACCUGUGAAAGCUCCUUGGAAGGACAAAAUGGCAGAAUUUGAAUCUAAGAUGCAAGCUUGGAUCAAGGACGAGCAAUGUGAAGUUGGGAGGAUCCUUACAAGAUUGCUCUUUGAUAUACAGGGGAAAUGUUUGGAAGAAGCACGGAACGACGUGAAUAGUUUUCGUGAAAGGGUCCGAAAUGCUCUGUGUAAAAUGCACGAAGCUCACGGCGUCCUCGCACUGGGGCAGGGGGUACAAAAGAUUACGUACCAAGAUCCUUUCUACCAGUUGGGGUACCUUUACAAGCUUUCUAUGCUUUCGGGUCGAAGUCUUUCAAAGGUAAUCUACUACUCCAGGGCCAUGGAAAACAGGACAAUGCAAACCAGCAUCACCGUUGUCUGUCUGGGCGGUGGACCAGGGUCAGAUGUCCUAGGCGUGUUGGACUACUUCGUGAAGUGUAUGGCACACUUCCAGGGCCAACUGAACAUACAGCUGUAUGACAGGAGGGACAAGUGGGCAGCAUGUUGGGGGAGUCUGAAGACUGCUAUCAAUGCAGAGCUAUAUGACGGCAGGAUCAGUGUAAGCUUCCAUGACUUUGAUGUCACCACAGAUGACAAGAACAAACCUAACCUUCAGAAUGCUGACAUCAUCACCAUGCACUACUUCAUGGAGGAAGUGUACUCGGAAAGGAACGAACCGAAUGUGGUGGAGUGUUUUGACUACAUACUCCAGACGGCCAAACCUGGUGCCUUGUUCCUGUACUCUGGGAUGUUCAUGUAUGGGGCUAUAGACUGGGUACAUCAACUCUUCAACAACUGUGAGCUUCUGACACCAGGAACUGAACCUCCUCACAGGUGGUAUCAAAAUCACAGGACCACCCUUACAGAAUGGAUUCCCUGUAUUGAGGUCAACUUAAAUCAUGAAAGAGACUUGCAGCUGUUUGAUGACAUCAAAGGGGACCUGGAACGCUUCUAUGAUCCGAAGGAAGUUGCUCAGAGAUGCCACGGAAAAGUCAUCUAUCGUCUGUACAGAAAAGUGAACAAUCAUAGCCACUGGUACUGGUAGUGUUUGAAAUGAAUGUGUUACUAAACACUAUGUUUCAAAACCUAUGGAUUACAAUCUAGUUUUCUACUACUUGUACUACCCGGUAGUGACAAUGAUGUGUACAUGUUUGUAUGGCUGUAA
Messenger RNA from Branchiostoma floridae (Florida lancelet), 1336 nucleotides. RefSeq lists its product as uncharacterized. The transcript has 4 exons. The coding region runs from base 200 to 1216 and encodes 338 amino acids. NCBI's taxonomy places the organism in Eukaryota, Metazoa, Chordata, Leptocardii, Amphioxiformes, Branchiostomatidae. The record is from RefSeq and is a predicted model, not a curated record.